Molecule: messenger RNA, 5672 nt
Organism: Euleptes europaea (tarantolino)
Lineage: Eukaryota; Metazoa; Chordata; Lepidosauria; Squamata; Sphaerodactylidae
Gene: PBRM1
Product: polybromo 1
Exons: 31
Coding region: 79-5199 (1706 amino acids)
Biological process (GO): chromatin remodeling
Cellular component (GO): RSC-type complex
Molecular function (GO): protein binding; chromatin binding
Source: RefSeq, a predicted model, not a curated record
GCUGCACUAAUACUACUGCUGAAUUGGUGCGUUAAGGAUUUGCCUUUUCCCAAUUUCUUUACUUGCCUAACAGACAUUAUGAGGAGACUGGCUUUUCGUGGUGCUGGUUGUACUCUGAAGAAGUUGGAUUCCAUGGGUUCCAAGAGGCGAAGGGCUACCUCUCCUUCCAGCAGUGUCAGUGGAGGAGAUUUUGAUGAUGGCCACCACUCCACAAACACACCAGGCCCUAGUAGAAAGAGGCGGCGGCUUUCCAACCUCCCAACUGUUGAUCCUAUUGCAGUGUGUCAUGAAUUAUACAAUACAGUCAGAGAUUACAAAGAUGAACAAGGCAGGCUUCUAUGUGAGCUUUUCAUUAGAGCACCCAAACGAAGAAAUCAGCCAGAUUACUAUGAAGUGGUUUCUCAGCCUAUUGAUUUAAUGAAAAUCCAACAAAAGCUAAAAAUGGAGGAAUAUGAUGAUGUGAACCUGCUAACUGCUGACAUCCAGCUGCUAUUUAAUAAUGCGAAAUCCUACUAUAAGCCAGAUUCUCCUGAACAUAAGGCUGCCUGCAAACUGUGGGAUUUAUAUCUACGCACAAAAAAUGAAUUUGUUCGAAAGGGAGAUGCUGAGGAGGAGGAGGAAGAGGAGGAUGGCCAUGACAAUCAAGGGACAAUUUCUGAAAUAUCUUCUCCAGGUCAUUUAAAAGAGAUUCUUGAACAGCUUCUUGAUGCGGUAGUUGUAUCCACAAAUCCAUCAGGCCGCCUCAUUAGUGAGCUUUUUCAGAAGCUUCCCUCUAAAGUGCAAUAUCCUGACUAUUAUGCAAUAAUUAAGGAGCCCAUAGAUUUGAAGACUAUUGCCCAGCGGAUACAGAAUGGAAGUUAUAAAAGCAUUCAUGCAAUGGCCAAGGACAUAGAUCUGCUAGUUAAGAAUGCCAAAACCUACAAUGAGCCUGGGUCUCAAGUAUUCAAGGAUGCAAAUGCAAUUAAAAAAAUAUUUAAUAUGAAAAAGGCGGAAAUUGAGCAUUCGGAAUUGACCAAAUCAAGUCUUCGAGUCAGGACUGCAAAUUUGGCUGCUUCCAAGCUGACAGGUCCUUCCUCACAGGGUAAAGGCCAUGUGGUCGAUGAGAGAAAUUCUGCUAAUAAAUAUUACCGUAACAAAAGAGCUGUCCAAGGAGAUCGUUUAUCAGCAAUAACUAUGGCACUGCAAUAUGGAUCUGAAAGUGAUGAAGAUGCUGUUCUGGCUGCUGCUGCUCGUUAUGAAGAAGGGGAAUCUGAAGCCGAGAGCAUUACAUCUUUUAUGGAUACUUCCAGUCCUCUUUAUCAGCUUUAUGAUACAGUUAGAAACUGCCGGAACAACCAGGGUCAGCUCAUAUCGGAACCUUUUUUCCAUUUGCCCUCCAAGAAAAAAUAUCCUGAUUAUUAUCAGCAAAUCAAAAUGCCUAUUUCAUUGCAGCAAAUCAGAACAAAACUGAAGAACCAUGAAUAUGAAACACUUGACCAUUUGGAAUGUGAUCUCAACUUGAUGUUUGAAAAUGCCAAACGUUACAAUGUUCCAAAUUCGGCUAUUUAUAAAAGAGUGUUGAAAAUGCAGCAGGUUAUGCAGGCAAAGAAGAAGGAGCUAGCUAGAAGAGAUGAAAUUGAGGACGGGGACAGUAUGAUCUCUUCUGCCACGUCUGAUGCUGGAAGUUCAAAAAGAAAAAGCAAAAAAAACAUAAAGAAGCAGCGAAUGAAAAUUUUAUACAACGUUGUUAUUGACGCACGCGAGCCAGGCACUGGCCGAAGGCUGUGUGAGCUGUUUAUGGUUAAACCUUCCAAAAAAGACUAUCCAGAUUACUACAAAAUCAUCUUGGAACCAAUGGAUUUAAAGAUUAUAGAGCAUAACAUCCGUAGUGACAAGUACUCAGGGGAAGAGGGAAUGAUAGAAGAUAUGAGACUAAUGUUCCGAAAUGCAAGGCAUUAUAAUGAAGAAGGCUCACAGGUAUACAAUGAUGCUCAUAUCCUGGAGAAGAUUCUUAAAGAAAAAAGAAAAGAGCUGGGACCCCUGAUUGAAGAUGAGGAGGUUGCUUCCCCAAAAGUGAAAUUAAGUAGAAAAACUGGUAUAUCCCCUAAAAAAUCAAAAUACAUGACUCCAAUGCAACAGAAACUUAAUGAGGUGUAUGAAGCAGUGAAGAACUACACAGAUAAGAGAGGUAGAAGGCUGAGUGCUAUUUUUCUAAGACUUCCAUCUCGGUCAGAGCUUCCUGACUACUACCUGACCAUUAAAAAACCAGUUGAUAUGGAGAAGAUCAGAAGUCACAUGAUGGCCAGCAAGUACCAGGACAUUGAUGCCAUGGUCGAGGAUUUUGUAAUGAUGUUCAAUAACGCCUGCACUUACAAUGAACCAGAAUCUUUGAUUUACAAAGAUGCCCUGGUUCUGCAUAAAGUUUUGCUUGAGACCAGAAGGGACAUAGAAGGUGAUGAAGAUUCUCAUGUCCCCAAUGUGACACUGCUGAUCCAGGAACUUAUACAUAAUCUUUUUGUCUCUGUCAUGAGUCAUCAGGAUGAUGAGGGCAGGUGCUAUAGUGACUCCUUAGCUGAAAUUCCUGCUGUUGACCCCAGUUUCCCAAACAAAGCACCCCUGACUUUUGAUAUAAUACGGAAAAAUGUAGAAAGUAACCGGUACAGAAGAUUGGACUUGUUCCAAGAGCAUAUGUUUGAAGUGCUUGAGCGAGCAAGGAGGAUGAAUCGGACUGAUUCAGAGAUUUACGAGGACGCAGUGGAACUACAGCAGUUCUUCAUCAAAAUCCGUGAUGAACUCUGCAAGAAUGGAGAGAUCCUGUUAUCACCAGCUCUCAGCUACACCACCAAACAUCUUCAUAAUGAUGUAGAAAAAGAAAAGAAGGAAAAACUCCCAAAGGAAAUGGAGGAGGACAAACUGAAAAGAGAAGAGGAGAAGAGAGAAGCUGAAAAGAGUGAAGAUUCUUCUGGAGGAUCAACACUGUCUAGUUUACACAGGACAUACAGCCAAGAUUGCAGCUUUAAGAACAGCAUGUAUCAUGUUGGAGAUUAUGUAUAUGUUGAACCUGCAGAAGCCAAUUUGCAACCUCAUAUAGUCUGUAUUGAACGACUGUGGGAAGAUUCAGCUGGAGAAAAAUGGUUGUAUGGCUGCUGGUUUUACCGACCAAAUGAAACAUUCCAUCUUGCUACCCGGAAGUUUUUGGAGAAGGAAGUUUUCAAGAGUGACUAUUACAACAAAAUUCCUGUGAAUAAAAUUCUAGGCAAAUGUGUGGUCAUGUUUGUUAAGGAGUAUUUUAAACUGUGUCCAGAAAAUUUUAGGGAUGAAGAUGUCUAUGUUUGUGAAUCACGCUAUUCUGCAAAGACAAAAUCUUUUAAGAAAAUAAAAUUGUGGACUAUGCCAAUUAGCUCUGUGCGGUUUGUCCCUCGAGAUAUGCCCUUGCCUGUGGUCCGGGUUGCGUCAGUCUUUGCUAAUACAGACAAAGUUGAAGAAGAAAAACAUACUGAAACAUUAGAGGAAAACAAAGUGGGAGACAAUGUCCUUAGCCUUGAAAAGGAUAAAGAAGAUGUUCCAGUAGAAAUGGCUAAUGGAGAACCUGGCUGUCACUACUAUGAACAACUUUGUUACAAUGAUAUGUGGCUGAAAGUUGGGGAUUGUGUGUUCAUAAAAUCACAUGGCUUAGUCCGACCAAGAGUUGGCAGAAUAGAAAAAAUGUGGGUAAGAGAUGGAGCUGCAUAUUUCUUUGGGCCAAUCUUUAUACAUCCGGAAGAAACUGAACAUGAGCCAACUAAAAUGUUUUAUAAGAAGGAAGUUUUUUUGAGUAACCUGGAAGAGACUUGUCCCAUGACUUGCAUUUUGGGAAAGUGUGCCGUGUUGUCUUUCAAAGACUUCCUGUCCUGCAGGCCAACCGAGAUUAAUGAAAAUGAUGUUCUCCUCUGUGAAAGCCGCUAUAAUGAAAGCGACAAACAGAUGAAGAAAUUUAAGGGAUUGAAAAGGUUUUCUCUCUCUGCAAAAGUAGUAGAUGAUGAAAUUUACUACUUCAGGAAGCCCAUCGUUCCUCAGAAGGAGCCGUCUCCACUGCUUGAAAAGAAGAUUCAGCAGCUAGAAGCAAAAUUUGCUGAACUGGAAGGAGGUGAUGAGGACAUUGAAGAGACUGGCGAAGAGGAAGGUGAAGUUGCAGAAGCUCCAGCUAUUCCUCAGCUUCAGACUCCAUUGUCUAAUGAACUAGAUAUAAUGCCAUACACACCACCACAGUCCACUCCCAAGUCUGCCAAGGGUAGUGUAAAGAAGGAGGGAUCAAAAAGGAAGAUCAACAUGAGCGGUUACAUCCUAUUUAGUAGUGAAAUGAGAGCAGUUAUCAAAGCUCAACACCCAGACUAUUCUUUUGGAGAACUCAGUCGUCUUGUUGGAACGGAGUGGCGAAACUUGGAAGCAUCCAAGAAAGCAGAAUAUGAAGAGCGGGCAGCUAAGGUUGCUGAGCAGCAGGAGAGAGAGAGAGCAGCACAGCAACAGCAGCAGAAUUCUUCCCCCCGGGCAGGGACUCCUGUGGGGGCUCUUAUGGGGGUGGUGCCGCCACCAACACCAAUGGGGAUGCUCAAUCCGCAGUUGACACCUGUUGCAGGCAUGAUAGGUGGCUAUCCACCAGUGCUGCCACCUUUACAAGGCCCAGUUGAUGGCAUUGUUAGCAUGGGCAGCAUGCAGCCACUUCACCCUGGGGUGCCUCCACCCCUCCAACUUCCACCAGGCAUGCCAGGCAUCCCACUUCCGGGUGUUAUAGGCCAAAAUGUUUCUUCCAUGGUAGGAGCCCAAGCCCCAGGAAGCCCAUUUGGACAGCAGAUGGGUAUCCUUGGCCCUCCAGGCCAACAGGCACCACCACCCUACCCUGGUCAAAAUCCCACAACUCAGCAGGUUGUUCAGCAGCCUACAACUCCUAUGUUUGUCUCCCCUCCGCCAAAGACACAGAGGCUUCUUCACUCUGAGGCUUAUCUAAAAUACAUUGAAGGUCUAAGUGCUGAUUCAAGUAGCAUUAGUAAGUGGGACCAGACCCUUUCAGCACGAAGGCGUGAUGUCCAUCUCUCAAAAGAACAAGAGAGCCGUCUUCCUACGCACUGGUUGAAGAGCAAAGGGGCCCAUACGACAAUGGCAGAUGCACUGUGGCGCCUCCGAGACUUGAUGUUGAGAGAUACUCUUAAUAUCCGUCAAGCGUACAACAUAGAAAAUGUUUAACUUUUUGAUACCAACAUAUAAAGAGUUCGUGGAACAAUAGCAGUUUUAGUUAUUGGUGGGGGUGGGCAAACUGUUUUUAUUGCAUCUUACUGUACAUUGCAAGAUUUUUUUUUAUAUAAGGACACUUUUAAUAAGUAUAUUUCACUUUUUGUUAUAUUAUGUUGACUUUUCUUAAAUAUACAGACUUGUGCAUAUGGUUCUUUGACUUGGAAGAUGAUCUCAUAUUUGGUUAUAAAUGCAAAACAAGGUUUCAUCCUUUUCUUUACCCUGAGAUUUCUGAUGCCAUUGAUUUUUUAAAAAACAAAAGAGUGUUUACAGUUUCGCGCAGAAAAAUGUGAAAUCGCUCCUGGUUAACAUCUUAGCAGAAUGAGCAUCCCUGUACUUGUGUGGGUAGUUACUUCUGGCAGAUACAUCACAUGAACUAAACUACUUGCUCUAAAUAAAACUGUUAGGCUGUGGAGGGUAUGGGAAUC